Aspergillus affinis is the source of this 645-nucleotide messenger RNA. RefSeq lists its product as uncharacterized. The record is from RefSeq and is a predicted model, not a curated record. Lineage: Eukaryota; Fungi; Ascomycota; Eurotiomycetes; Eurotiales; Aspergillaceae. The transcript has 2 exons. The coding region runs from base 1 to 645 and encodes 214 amino acids. Gene Ontology annotation, molecular function: protein binding.
AUGUCCCUCCCCACCAUCCCCGUCGACACAAUCGACGAUCUCAUCUACGACGCCCGCGCCGGCGAUCUCGACUCCCUCAAAACCACCAUCUCCGAACUGAGCGCUUCCCUGCAAUGCACGCCUGCACAAGUCAUCGCCGCGACGGUUGACGCCGCGCCCGAGGCCGAGGGCGGGACGGGGUGCUGUUUGUUGCAUUAUCCGGCUGCGAAUGGAAAUUCGGAAAUCCUAAACUACCUUCUCACCACCCUCACAACGCAACCCUCGGAUCAAACAACGCAAUCCAUCCUCAACCACAAGAACCACUCCGGAAACACGCCCCUGCACUGGGCGGCGCUGAACACGCACCUAGAGUGCGUCAAGGCAUUGGUGGAAGCCGGCGCGGACAUCGCGGUCACGAACGACGCCGGUCUGGACGCUGUGUUUUUGGCCGAGAGGGCUGACUGGUCGGCUGUCGAGGUGAAUGAGGCGACUGCGGGUGCUGCGGAUCAGGAGGAGUCCGGAGAGGCGGAGGUGGAGAUGAAGGAGGGGGAGGAGCAGGUGCCGCCGUCGAAGGGGAGACAGGUGGUGGAGUGGUUGUUGAGUUCGGAGAAGGGGGGUGAAUUGGAGAGCGGUGUUGCGGAGGGAGAGAGCGCGAAGAAACAAUAG